Molecule: messenger RNA, 1671 nt
Organism: Pieris macdunnoughi
Lineage: Eukaryota; Metazoa; Arthropoda; Insecta; Lepidoptera; Pieridae
Source: the annotation of a GenBank genome assembly
AUGGUAGAAACUGACCCUGGGCCCAAGAAACCUCACAAUUGUGAUGUAAAAAUUGACCACCAGCUUAACGGACCAGGUUCCAAAACUACCGAGCUUGGAAUCUCCCCACUAAAGUCUCCAACAAAAUUCGACCCGGAAAAAGGCGGCCACACUGAGAAAGCUGACUUUGAGAAGGCGAUCGAACUAGCCCACUAUGGCCGCUUCCAUUACCUGCUGCUGGCCGUGUGCGGCCUCGUCAGCACCUCAGAGGAGAUGGACGUCAUCUCCAUGUCUUUCAUCCUACCAUCAGCACAGUGCGACCUAGACCUUACCACUCAGACAAAGGGAUGGCUAAACAGCAUAAUCUUCAUCGGCAUGAUGGUGGGCGCGUACGCGUGGGGCUCCGUAGCAGAUACUUUAGGUCGCAAGCGAGUCCUCAUUGCUAUAUCUAUCAUCAACGCCUUGGCCAUCGUCGCUUCCUCCUUCAGCCAGAACUACGAGCUUUUCAUGCUGUUUAGAUUCAUGAAUGGAGCAGCUUUGGGAGGUUCAGGCCCGGUCAUCUGGUCGUACUUCGCUGAGUUCCAGCCGAAGAAAAAGCGUGGUGCUAUGUUGAGUUUUAUGGCUGCUUUCUGGACUCUUGGCAACCUCUUCGUGGCCGGACUCGCUUGGGUUAUCAUACCAAGUGAGAUCGGCGUACAAUCUGGUGCUUUCAUUUACAACUCGUGGCGUAUAUUCUUACUCGUGAUGUCACUGCCAUCGUUUAUAGUGGCUGCGCUUUUAUUCCUUUUGCCUGAAUCACCAAAGUUUUUGAUAUCCACCGGUCGCCAUGAAGAUGCCUUAGAAGUCUUUAAAGGAAUCUAUAUGAUGAACACUGGUAGGAGUAAGGAGGAGUACCCAGUUAAGCAGCUACUAGUAGAAGAGCCGAUGCAUCCUAAACAAGAAAAGCAGAUUGAAGCUAAAGAACCGAAGUCUAAGUUAAGGAGAAUGUUAAGUGAUAUUGUGGAACACAGCAAGCAGUUAUUUGUACCGCCUAUUCUGAAGUUUACGACGAUUUCUAUCACAAUUAAUUUCACUUUCCAUAUUGGGUACUACGGUCUAAUGAUGUGGUUCCCUGAGAUGUUUAACCGCUUCGACGAGUGGUCCCGCACGCACGAUAACGCUGAAGCCGACAUUUGCCAAGUGACAGCUUACGUGACACAAUACGGAACACAUUCUGCAGAAGCUCACUGCGACUCCCACAUAAACUCUGACGUCUUCAUGGAGUCUCUAAUCACUGUUGCUGCAGCGAUACCUUCUAAUAUUUUCGCAGUUCUUGGAAUGGAUAGACUAGGCAGGAAGUUCUUUUUAGUAUUCGCAACGUUCUCAGCGGGCACGUGUUCUGCCGCCAUGUACUUCGUGUACAAUAAGACUAACAACUUGAUAGUCAGCGCCAUCUUUAGUUCGGUAAUAUCUUGCGGCAACGCGUCACUCGACUGUCUCAUCACUGAAGUCUUCCCUACAAACUUACGAGCUACUGGAGUAGCCGUGUCUAUGGUAGCGGCGCGUCUGGGAGGUAUUAUCGGGAACGUGGUGAUCGCCACACUACUGGAUACCUACUGCCCUGCCCCUACCUUCAUCGUAGCUGUGCUGCUGGCCAGCGGCGGUCUGAUGUGCCUCUUCCUGCCCAACACUACACGACAGGCUUUACAGUAA